Penicillium cosmopolitanum is the source of this 222-nucleotide messenger RNA. Its product is annotated as cytochrome b5-like heme/steroid binding domain-containing protein. The transcript is spliced from 2 exons. Lineage: Eukaryota; Fungi; Ascomycota; Eurotiomycetes; Eurotiales; Aspergillaceae. The record is from RefSeq and is a predicted model, not a curated record. The coding region runs from base 1 to 222 and encodes 73 amino acids. Gene Ontology annotation, molecular function: heme binding. Gene Ontology annotation, cellular component: intracellular membrane-bounded organelle; membrane.
AUGCUGACAAGGUCACAAGUCCAACAACACCGUACCAGGAAGAGCUGUUGGGUAAUCAUAGGUCAAACAGUCUAUGAUAUUACUGAUUUCUUAGACGAGCAUCCAGGAGGAGCCGGAAUUCUACUUCAAUAUGCUGGAAGUGACGCAAGUGAAGCAUUCGAGUCAAUACACCAAGCCGACAUUCUUACCCGAUAUCUCAGUCAAAAGUACGCUCGACACUAA